AUGAUACAGUUGAUAAGAUCCCGCAACUUCAAACCCUUGACAAAUUUGGGAACAUUGGCUCACUUUUCCACCCACUACGAGGGAACUGCAAAGUCCAUUGCACAUCAUUCCAAGACGGACCUUGCAGAUGCCUUAUCGUUGAAGUUGGCGACUGUAGACCUCCAGUUCGAUAAGCAUUCACCUCAGAACAGCAGUGGAAGCAAUGCACUGCCUCUCAUUAUAAUCCACGGGUUAUUUGGGUCUAAAUCUAACACAAGAACAGUCUCAAAGCAGCUUGCUGAUAGAUUGAGCCGAGACGUAUACUGCCUUGAUUUAAGAAACUUCGGCUCCUCUCCUCAUUCUGAAAGAUUGGACUACCCAGCACUAGCAGCGGAUGUUGAGAACUUUGUUCUCAAGCAGAAGUUUGCUCACAAACCCAUAUUGUGUGGGCAUUCUCUCGGAGCCAAGACUGUGAUGGCAGUGGCACUUCGUCGCCCCGACCUUCCUAGCAUGAUUGUCUCGGUCGACAAUGCUCCCGUUAACACUACCUACAGCUCAGGGUCUGUGUUCUCCAGAUACAUACGUCAAUUACGCAUUGCUACAGAGCAGUUCAAGUACAAGAAUAUCAAGGAUGUUGAUGCUAAGUUGGCCGAGGUGGAGCCGAACGUGGUGAUAAGGCAGUUCCUUUUGACUAACUUCAACAGAGGUAAGAAGGAGGAGCCAGUAACAUCCAAAAUUCCACUAGAAACCAUUGGAAAAGCGAUAGAUGCGGGAAAUGUAGCUAGCUGGCCCUACGACCUGAACAUUUCCAGGUGGUCUGAGGGCCCUGCCUUAUUUAUCAGAGGAACAGAGUCAACGUACGUGCCAGACGAUGUGAUACCAGAAAUUGGAAAGUUCUUCCCAGACUUUGAAGUUAGAGAUAUCAAAAGUGGUCACUGGGUCAUCAGCGAGAAGCCAGACGAGUUUAUGGACGUGUUGACUGAGUUUAUAGAGAGAAAGGAGGAAGACGAUAGUGAAGACUGGCUCCAGAAGAAGUAG
Messenger RNA from Dujonia railenensis, 1017 nucleotides. Lineage: Eukaryota; Fungi; Ascomycota; Pichiomycetes; Serinales; Debaryomycetaceae. The record is from the annotation of a GenBank genome assembly.